CCGCCCGCCUGCGUACAGUGGAGACGCGCAGCCCACCCCGCCGCCCCGCCGCGGUCGCUGGGGCCCACCAACUUUCUGGGGUUGGAUCGUGGCACUUGCCAUCUCAAUCUCUCCUCUCUUAAGCGCCGCCCCUUCCUCGCCAUCCUCAGACACCCACUCCUCGUCUAUACCCACGACCGGCUCGCUCAUCGCUCACCACUGUAUCUCUACCCCUUCCCCUCCCUCCCCCUCUACCCCCCCAUCACCACAUAAUCGAAAUGGCUCCCGUGGAGAAGGGCUUCAGCUGGUCCAACAUCGCUGUUGGUGCCACCAUGAACAUGUUCGAGGUCACUACCCUCGGACAGCCUCUCGAGGUGCUCAAGACCCAGAUGGCCGCAAACCGGAAGCAGUCGAUGGCCGACGCGUUUAGGACGGUUUGGAGCCGCGGCGGCAUCAAGGGCUUCUACCAGGGCCUCAUUCCUUGGGCCUGGAUCGAGGCGUCCACCAAGGGCGCUGUGCUCAUGUUCACGUCGUCCGAGAUUGAGAAGUGGGCCGGCAAGACUGGCUUCUCCCCCGCUGCUGGCGGCAUGAUCGGCGGUGUCGGCGGUGGUGUUGCCCAGGCUUACGCGACUAUGGGCUUCUGCACCUGCAUGAAGACCGUCGAGAUCACGCGCCACAAGCAGAUGGAGGGCGGUGCUAAGCCUGCGUCGACCUUCAAGGUCUUCAUGGACAUCUACCGUCGCGAGGGUAUUGCUGGCAUCAACAAGGGUGUCAACGCCGUCGCCGUGCGUCAGGCCACCAACUGGGGCUCGCGCUUCGGCUUUGCCCGUCUCGCCGAGACCGGUAUCCGCAAGUACAAGGGCCUUGGCGAGAACGACAAGCUCACUGCCGGUGACAAGAUCAUCUCGUCGACCGUCGGCGGUGCGCUCGGCACAUGGAACCAGCCUAUCGAGGUCGUGCGUGUUGAGAUGCAGAGCGCGAUCAAGAGCACCGACCCCAACCGCCCCGCCAAGAAGACGAUCAUGAACACGCUCAAGUACAUCUACGAGCAGAACGGCAUCAAGGGCCUGUACCGCGGCGUGUCGCCGCGUAUUGGUCUCGGCAUCUGGCAGACCAUCUGCAUGGUUUCGUUCGCCGACUACGUCAAGGCCGCCAUCGCGGGCAAGAAGUAACCGGAUCAAACAUGGAUUUUGGAGUUUUGUCCUAGAUGCGCAUACAUAGACC
Molecule: messenger RNA, 1203 nt
Organism: Cutaneotrichosporon oleaginosum
Lineage: Eukaryota; Fungi; Basidiomycota; Tremellomycetes; Trichosporonales; Trichosporonaceae
Biological process (GO): alpha-ketoglutarate transport; mitochondrial citrate transmembrane transport
Cellular component (GO): mitochondrion
Molecular function (GO): tricarboxylate secondary active transmembrane transporter activity
Source: RefSeq, a predicted model, not a curated record